Messenger RNA from Megalopta genalis, 4672 nucleotides. RefSeq lists its product as uncharacterized. Lineage: Eukaryota; Metazoa; Arthropoda; Insecta; Hymenoptera; Halictidae. The record is from RefSeq and is a predicted model, not a curated record.
GUUCGGAAGUUGGAACGCCUCGAGGAACGUUUCAAAAUGAAUCUACCAGGAACUUUUCUCUGCCGGAUGGUUCGAACUUUCGACAACAAUAAUUGCGCACCCUGCAGUGUACUUAAUUGCCCAAGAAAGUGUUCGGCAGUUAGCGGGUCUUCUGAAUCGGAGUGCAACCACGGUUCGCGUGCAGGCUCCGCGAGCGCUCCCAAUCAUGAACCGUCGAUCAACAAGUUGCAAUCGCUGGAUCUCUCCGCGUACACGAGUCGUACAUGAGAACUGGCGUGCUCGGCCGAUUUCAAGUCCACUACCUGCUCGAUAAUUACUCGAAUUUUUCCAGACGGAAUAAUCUCGCGCGCGCUGCCCAUUUUCCACUCCUAUUCCCGACGGUGAUCGUGUUUAUCCAAUCGGUUGCGCAAGCAGCCAACCAACGAUUACCGCCGCCACCGGUUCUCCACGGGCGCAGCCCAUUUUCAAAUUCGCUAAUAUCAGUGUUUCCUUCUCCGUCCACAAGCGCGGCGAUAAUUUUCCGCGACUCGGGGAAAAAACGAGUAUUCGCGUUACGACGCGGGUUCGGCUCGUUAACCGGCCGCUCGUGAAAGUCCGGCGCGCCGAGCCGCUUCGAAACGAGGAAACAGGCGGUUGACCGGCACUCGGAAGCGCAGAUCCGAGAUACGUAAUUAGAAUCCUCGAUCGGAGAUGCGGCUUCGAUAAGGACCACCGUGAAAUCGUCGGCGUUCCCCGAGAAAAAUCACAGAAUUCGCGUGAAUUCGAUCGCUUCGUUUGUUACAUUUAACGAGCUUACCUUCUGAUUUCCUUUUACUUUUGGGCAUUCCGAAUGUUUGGUAGAUACAAAGAGGUGGCAGAUGCGGUCGAGAACCGUUGGAAAAUAAUUGGAGCUUCGUUGGAAUAAUUAGGAAAUUAAAAAGUUCGCUCACCUUCGCUUGCACCAUUUCGAUUGCGCGGUGCGUUCGACGAACAGCUCGUUCGAUAUUUACUUCUUCUCGAGGAUGUUCAUCCGGAAAGACCCAUAUGUUCGAAGUUGUUUAGCGCGCUUGGAGUGCUCUCGAGGAUGUUUUCGGAGUUUCGUUUCUGAUCGGGGUGUACCGGUGUCACCAGAUGCAGGAAGAGGAUGUUCCUUCGACUGACAGUUCAAGAGAGAUGCGAAGCGAGGUAGGAGAAUGGCUGCCGACCUGCGUGGGUUCACCGAUCUGCAUCCUCUUGCUGUCAUGGUCGCUGCUGAUCUAUCAGAGCCAGCCAUCCUCUGCGAAACGGAAGAUCGAUGUGUUCACAGUGGCCAUUCUCUCGGAGAGUCUCGUGCACCAGCUCGGACUUCUUUUCUACGCGAUCCUCACGCUGAUUCGGCCAAGCAACCAUUUCGGAGAGUUCUGCUCGACCCUGGUCUGGAUGCUGAACUCCUCGAGCAUCCUGCAGGAGUUGACCCUGACCUCGAUCGCGAUUUUCACCGCGAUCAGCACCAGGGACGUCCAUCUGACGAAAAAUCAUCUUAAGUAUCACCUGGUGAGCCUGAGCGUGAUCAGCGCGUGCAUCGGAGUGACGGGUGUCCUGAACUUCGAGCCGGAGCAUUGCGUCUUCCUGGCGCAAGAGAUCUCCUUGAAGUACGGCGUCUUCGUCAACUCUCUGAGGUGUCUGCUGAUGCUGACCACCGUGAUCAGCCUGCUUCUGGCUCUGGUCAGAACGCUGUGUCGGACACCGAAGGGAGAACUGCUGAAAUCGGUGUCGGAUCUGUCGGAUGCCAGCUCCAAGAACUCUUCGGGCGCUUUCGAGUGUCAUCCACAGCAGUGGGAUCCUUCGAGUGGAUCUUGCACCAGCGGGUCCACCAAUAGCAGAGCCUGCUUGAGGAAGAAAAAGGUCCAGGUGGACGAGGCUAGCGGGAAGUCGACGAUUUAUAGCAUUCUCUUCGCUUGCUACGCUUUCCAGCAUGUCCCCAUCCUGGUGAUAUCGAUCAAGCCGAGCCUCCUCACAGACUUCUGCACACCUCAGAAUCUCGCAACGUGGCUACCUCUCGUCAAAGACACCCUGCUACCAGUUUUUCUGGCGCUGUUCGACAAGAUGUUCUGCCGCUACGUGGCCAAAGUUUACUCGAAGCAGGAUCACGCGAGGAGAUUGUCUCACGGCGGCAUAGACGGCAAGUUUCGACACUUCGAGCAGGACGCCGAGUACAAGCUGCAGCUGAACUUAAACCAAGGCCUGAAGUUCCCCUUGACUAACGGAAGCCUCUACGGACGGUUGCACAACCAUCAGAACAGAGGAAAGACCGGAACGAUCACAAUGGGCAUUCAGCACUAUCCUCGGACACAAUCGAUGAACGAGGACAGCAAUUACGCCUCCCUGCCGGCGGAGCUUUCUUCGUUCACCAGUUCAACGUUCGAGCCGCGUCAGGACACGAACCCUGUCGAGCCGGCCAAGAAGACCGCGAUCGAACAGCUGAACAAACGGCCGAGACCGAACGAGAGCUUCCAGGAGUUGACUGGCAAUCGGUGGAAGAUCGGCAGCACGGACGUUUUCGGACAGAAGAUGGAGAAUCUGGUCCAGUUGGACGAGCCCUGUCCGAAGCGAAAGUUCACCAAGAGUUUGGACGAGAUUCGAGAGGAGCCUCCGAGGAGGCACGCGAGGAGCGUACUGGGAUUGGAGAACUUGAUCAUAGGAUUGGAUAACAAUCUGCAGGAGCAACCUCGAUACCCUAGAGUUGCUCUGAGAAGGAAUCAGAGCUUCGACCAUGCUAGAUGCCAAUCGUAUCAUCGACCAUUUCUCGACUCGAGGACGUACGACUUGAAGAAGCAGGAUCCGAAGAAGGACGUGCAGCAGAAUGUCCAAAGACAGGAUGCUCCGAACGAAGCUGACGGAUACGAGACUUCCGACGACGAGAGCUGCGACCUUGAGAACGGUGACUUCGACACGAUGAGCUCCUGCCGAAGCCGAAGCAGGAGCUGCUGCUCCGUCACCACGGUGGCGAACGAUGAUUUCGAAUAUUUUCAACGUAAGGGAACGAAGGUGGAGCUGCUGCCCUCGAAGAGAACCGGCGGCGAGGUAAAGGUCAACAUGCGAUCUUUCACGCCGAGGAUCAUCGAGCACGGUGCGGAGGACGAGAGGAGGAGCAAGCGGCAGGCGCCGGACACCAAGCCUAGCAUACAGUCCUACCACCUCAAGAAGAAGAGGAUCGGUCCUGGUUUCUCGAUGAACGACCUGGACAAGCUCACCGUCGACAGGAAGCUGCCCGAUCUGUCGAUCGACAGCCUGAAGAGCAUCCUGACGAACUCCGGAGUCAGCUACCUGGAUAACGGCGAGCUCUGCAGACACGACAUCGGCGGCUCGGCGCCCGACUUCAAGAAGAUCUUCGUCACCGAGUUUAUAUGAAGGCUAGAGGAAAGUUUUUAGGAUCGUUCACGAUUUUAGAGGAUAGACCGCGGGUUCUCCGGCCGCUUGGAGAACCUGGAAGAGCGAGACGAAGGAUAUUAUAGCUUGAGAGAAUAGAGGAGCUGAAUAAUAAUCGGAGCUAGCUUACCGCUGACGAAGGUAGAGAGAUUGUUCUGAAGAGAAUGGCUGAGGCGUUAACGAAUAAAUAGGACUCUUCGGAACUAGAGGAUCGAUGACAGAGACUGUACAAAGUGUUCAUACGAAAUAAGAGAUCCGCGGCUGCUCGUAUCUGUACAGAGUACUAACUAACUUUGUUACCCGGAGCUACUCGUUCACUAUUUAUUGUAUACAAAAUUCUUGAACGUUCGGAAAAUUUCUGAAAAAAUCCCGGCCAAUUAGCGAUCGAUACCUAGAGUUUCGAAGAUCCUUGAAAUGGCUCAAGGUGGCGGAUCAACUUUGUAUAGAUGAAAGGGACGAGCAGCCGGCUUAUGAAAUUAAAAGAGUUCUGUUUUUAUACGACCCGGGGAGCCUGUACAAAGUGUUCUUGUAAAUGGAAGAAGCUUCGUUUUAGGAAAGUUAGGGAGAAAUCGCAGCAGUUCCUCGGAUCUAGGGAAUUAUGUAACUGCCGCGCGGAAGUAGUCGGAUUGGAAAGUCUGCGAACGCACCGCAUCGGCUCGAAGAAAUCAUUAAUUAAAUCAAUUGUCGGUAUCAUUCUUCUCCGGCGGUUUUUAAUCGUCGCGAUCGCUAUCGCGCCGUGUCAAUGCGAUGAAAGCCGCGAUCGGGCUGCUGCACUCUGCUCGAACAAUGCGGGGAACGUUUUAUUCAUAGUUCACGGGGCGAGAACGGCGAGAUGUUUCUCGAUGGUCGAUUCUGCGCGAGCAUUCGCGCGGAAAACCGUGCUAAGAUAAUUCGUGACUGGAGUAGCAGCAAAAUGGAAAUGAAGUUUAUUCGAGGUGGACCCGCGUUUAAACAGGACAACGCAUUACGGCGAUGCGCCUGACGGUAAAUCACCGGCGCGAACGAGUUACGAGGCACAGGAUCGAAAUUGCAACGGGCUGAAUUACGUUCCGCGCGGGCCAGGCGAACGCUAAACAGGAACGCGAGCAGGCACGUGUAAAAUAUUUGUAAAAUAUACUCCUAUUGUUUCCGCGGUUACGUUCCGCCGGUUUUAUUACGUAAGAAAAUCUUUUGUAAGCGUUUGCGCUCCCCACCCCCCUUCGGUAUUGUAUGGAGAUCGUUUUGUAUAUACCUUGUAUAUUUGUAUGGUAAUAUUUAAUUCGGCAAAUACAUGUGUACGUGGCAA